AUAUACGGCGUUCAUACCCCCGCGUUUCCUCCCCUCUCUCCUUCGCGCCAGAUCCAAUCGAAAAUUUCCAAAGCUUUGCCCAGCGAUCCAUCGAAACCCCAGCCCACGCUUCCGCCAUGUCCGCCGCCGUCGCUGCCCCUGUUCUGUGCGAGGACGACCGGGGGAUCCCCCGAUCCCUCCCCCUCCUCGCGACGCUCGUGGAGGCGGAGGCCCGCCGCUACGCUGCCACCGCCGCAUCCCGACCCGCCGAGACCAGCCUCGUCCGCGCCUUCCGCGGCGGCGCCUCCCCCAAGGUCCCGAUCCGCGCCUUCCUGGAGCGGAUCCACCUGCUGACCCGGUCGAUGCCGUCCACCCGGGGCAUGGUCCGGAUCGAUGGCACCAGCUUCGUGCUCGCCGGCAUCUACCUGACUCGCUUCGUCCGCAGCCGCGUCGGCGGGGAGGCGGGGAUUCUGGUGGAGCCGGCCACUGCGCACCGCCUGGUGGCCGCCGCGGUCUUCCUCGGCGCCAAGUUCGGGGGUCACCCGCCCAGGAGGUGGACCAUGGUGUUCGAGGCCAGUUCGGAAGGUGCGAUCCGCGCCGGCGAGAUGCCGGGGCUCGAGGACCGCUUCCUGCGCGCCAUCGGAUUCCGCCUGUUCGUCGACAGCGAUGGGUUCGACGGGUUCUGCAAGGUCCUAGAGCGGGGGCCUCGGGCGCCAGCGCCAAGCGGCGGCGGCUGCGCCUGCAAGAAGAGGCAGGCGGACGCCGCGGACGGAGAGGAGGACGAGCGCCGCCGCAUCCGCCCUCGCCUGCCGCCGCCGGCCGUCGUGUCCAAUUAGGAUUUGAAUUUCGAGUGUGCAAGGCUGCGAGUAGAAGAUGUCCAGGGUGGAGAAGGCGUCGUCCAGCGUCAGUCUCUGGAGCCUACCUGGAGGGGAGUCAAACAAAUCUUAGUUUUAGUUUUAGCCAAGGUUGUUUGAGUCACUGUUGGCUCAGUGAAAGAGUUAGUUGCUUUUCAUUGUUCGGCUGUCUAUUUGGCUGCAGGUGUUCAGUGCUGCGAAUAGAAGAUGUCCGAGGUGCAGAAGGUGUCGUUCAACGUCUGAUCAGGUUCAGCUGCUCGUCGCGAAAGUUGCCGGAGCCUGGAGGGGGGAGUCAAGCAAAUCUUUGUUUUAGCCAAGGCUGUUUCAUCCACUGUUGGCUCAGUGAAAGACUUCAUUACUAGAGUAAGGUUUUCAAGAUUUGGAGUCAAUAAAAAGGGCACAAUACUGUGUUUUGUACGUUGAAAUUUUAGUGCUUAGCCUGUUGGAGCUACUGCCGACUAAGUGAGAGUAUACUAUCCUUCAGUUCUGUCAGAUGUCACUUCAUUGGAGGUCUCGAGGCUAGUCUUCUGUGUUAGUGCAGCACCGUAUUUACUUGUGAUUAGGAUGUGGUUCUUCAGUAAUGGAUUUCUGUCUGAUUCUUUUCUUCUGUGUAAGACUUUCAGAUCAAUAAAAGGGGGAAUAAAGUGUUGUUCUGUCGGUA
This is a messenger RNA of Panicum hallii, 1494 nucleotides long. RefSeq lists its product as uncharacterized. Bases 117 to 815 code for a protein of 232 amino acids. Gene Ontology annotation, molecular function: protein kinase binding. Gene Ontology annotation, biological process: regulation of cyclin-dependent protein serine/threonine kinase activity. NCBI's taxonomy places the organism in Eukaryota, Viridiplantae, Streptophyta, Magnoliopsida, Poales, Poaceae. The transcript has 2 exons. The record is from RefSeq and is a predicted model, not a curated record.